Molecule: messenger RNA, 1224 nt
Organism: Verticillium nonalfalfae
Lineage: Eukaryota; Fungi; Ascomycota; Sordariomycetes; Glomerellales; Plectosphaerellaceae
Exons: 2
Coding region: 1-1224 (407 amino acids)
Biological process (GO): signal transduction; regulation of GTPase activity
Cellular component (GO): cytoplasm
Source: RefSeq, a predicted model, not a curated record
AUGAACUCCGCCGCAAGAAACAGGUCAGAAGACCGUGCUCCGCCUCUACCACAACGAGACCAGAGUAACAAAGAGAACCAGCGUGACAGAGAACCGUCGCGACAACACGCAUCACCUUCUGUUCGCGACAAUGGAAGCUUCUUCGGUGGGCUGAGGAACCUCAAAGCCGCAGACAUGAUUAGCAAAGGACUAUUCGGCAAGAGCAUACGUAGUGGAAGCACUACGGAGCGGGAGCCCAUCAUUGAUGACGAACAUUAUGUUUUGAAGGUCAUCAACCUCCCUUUAGUGGAACAGACCCGGAGGACGCGCAUAUCACGGAAGCUGGAGGAUUCUAGGGAUAAGACCGAGUUCUGGAUGCCAGCGUUUCCCUGGCGCGCGAUUGACUACCUCAACUACAAGGGCUGCGAUGUUGAAGGUCUCUACCGAGUUCCGGGCAGCGGGCCUCAAAUCAAGAAGUGGCAAAGGAGAUUUGAUGAAGAACUGGAUGUCAAUCUGUUUGAGCAGGACGAUCUGUACGACAUCAACAUUAUCGGCUCCAUGCUCAAGGCCUGGUUGCGCGAGCUUCCCGAUGAACUCUUCCCCAAGGCCGCUCAGGAGAGGGUUGCCAAAGAGUGCGCUGGUUCUGACAAGGUUCCUCAGUUGCUGAUCGACGAACUCUCCAACCUCUCGCCCUUCAACUAUUACCUGCUCUUCGCCAUCACCUGUCAUCUCAGUCUCUUGCUCGCACAUUCAGACAAGAACAAGAUGGACUUCCGCAACUUGUGUAUUUGCUUUCAGCCGUGCAUGAAGAUUGACGCAUUCUGCUUCCGGUUCUUGGUUUGCGAUUGGCGCGAGUGCUGGAGAGGCUGCAAAGCUGAGGCGAGAUACAUCGAAGAGGAGUACCUGCUACUGAACCAACCCCCUCCACGGGGUGUCUCCGAGUCACGCAAACCUGUCCCCGACGAGCAGCUCCCGGCAACCAACGACGAGCGUGCGGUCGACCGGGCCGUCUCGUCGUCAGACAGCAGUAAACAAUCGAGUCAGAGCCAGGACCAACAACCCAAGACGCGGCUGAAGAAAAAGGCCCUACCACUCUCCGACUCGCAUGGCUCUAAUGGUAGCGUCGGGUCCAACUUGACCAUGUCGACAACGCUCACCAUUAAUAGCGACCAAGAUACCCCAAGGGGCUCAGGAGAUCUUCGGCCACUGUCGCCCAUCAAGCCACUGUCGCCCCUCGGUUUCUGA